AGGCCCCUCCGCUGGGGCCCAGACCAACGCGGUGCCUUCGAAAAAGCACCUGACAUUCCACUUUUUUUUAUAUCGCUACAACCUCAAAGUCAGCUCACUUUUGCGCACCUUGACGUUUUGAGUUUUUCUCGUGUGCUACAACCCCGAGAUUGACCAGGUUAACGAACUUGCCUCGCCCGCUCCGCGUUCUGCCAGAUCCAGGGUCGCCUUCUGCAGCUCCCUGGCGGCUGCCGCUGGCCCUGGUGACCGCUCCUACUGGUAGCUCGCUUGGCAUUGGUCCGAAUAUUGGGCUUGGUGCCCAAGCCUUUUUUGGACCAACCGCACCCAACGAAACCUAACAGGGCAAGGGCGGGCUGAGAAGCCUGCCCCAUCCCAUCCGCGCUGGGAGUCUCAGCCUCCGUCACCGACACGUCCUUCAGGUGCGUUCGGUGCGUAAAAUGUACGUGCCGACAAGUUCGGGUGCAAGCGGGGCUGGGCUGCCUGCCAUGCACCUCUUGCUGAUCUUUGCGACCCGCCCUGCCCUGCCCUGCCACCCACACUCCCACCCACCCAUUCUUCCCUUUAACGCCCAGUGACGCCCAAGAAAGUCACUUGGCUCCAAGAAAUUAAUCCAUGACGGUCGGAAUGGCUCGCCGCGCUCCUUGUGGCUGCCGCCAAGAAUGACGGUCUUAGCAUCCUUCUCCAUGCAAUGCAACCGCAGGACAAGAAAAAGGGGGCGGAAAUCACCGUGGUAAGAAAAGAAAAACGUCGUUUCCAGGGCAAGGACCACCGCUUUUCGCAACCGCGCUGGAUAGCCCAGGGGUGUACACCAAAGAUCAGAAAAGAACCAGCCCAGACUCCUGUCCACGCGACAGACCCCCUUCAUCCGGGAGCAUCCACGAAUCGAGGUGGAGUUGGCAGGCAGGGGCUAUCCCGGCUUGCUUGAAUGUCGCCCGCACCGGUCCCCCUCCGCAUGCAAUAUUAGAUGGCAAUGCGCCCUCGUGAUGGGUAUUGCCUUUGAAUUGCUGCAAUGCUAUAACCCCUUUGUUAUUCCCAUCCCUUUUCCCUUUGACGGGCUUGGGCCUUAUUACCUUCACCUCCCUCCUGUCUGCCGUCGCAGUCUUCCUACCGUCUCGUCCUCGCAGCUCCUGAGCCGAACAUCGACACCCCAAACUACAAACACAAUGUCGUUCACUCUCUUUUCCUCCCUCCCGACUGAGCUCCGCCUCCAGAUAUGGCGAGCGAGCUUCCAACCUCGUGCUGUCGAGGUCAGGUACCAGCCUGAGACGGACGAGUGCCACACCAUCACCCACCCCCCGGCUGUGCUUCAGGUCUGCCACGAGUCGCGGGAAGAGGCGGCGCGGCACUACCGCAAGGCCUUUGGCACCAAAACACACGAGGCAACCAUCUUUUUCAACCCUUCCAUCGACAUCCUUUACAUCCCGCGCCACCGGCCCAUGGGCUACGAUGAGACUUCGCGAGAUUUCUCCAGCUACAUCCUCGAGACCGCUGCACACAUCGAGAGGCUAGCCGUCGACCACGUGCUCCCCGACGUUAAGCGCCCCUGGGAGACGUACAACAAGCUCUGUCUGAUGCUGGGACUUCCCAACCUGAAGGAAGCAUACAUCAUCAUUUCGACCGAGUCUGACGAUGGAAAGGCUGGUGCUGGCAUGGAGAUUGAGCUCAUCGACCCCAAGGAGGACCAGGCCGCUAUUCUGCGGCUGAUGGAGGACAUCGAGCAAACCUACUCCCACGAGAUCGGCGAGAUCUUCUGGGAGAAGGAGGGAGAAGUCGAGGACGUGACUCCGGGCGACGAACAGCAAGACUUCAACGAUCACCACCACAACCACCAUCUCACGUACCCUCCGAUUGUUCCCAAAGCCAAGCUCUCUCACGUCUGGGAGAAGCACAGUCCCUUGGUCAACUGCCUUUGAGCAAAGGCGGGACACUCAAAAUCACCUACGAUCUCAACAAGCAAUACGAUUUCCUAAUAUUCGAGCUCCAGUCCGUCGCGGACUGCAGCUGGCACUGUAUGAUACGACCGGACGACACGACGACCAGCGUUGGCUUUCCACAGCAUCCUUCAAUGGACGGCAGGGUUAAAAAGGGUCCGGACAAAAUUAGACGGUGGACUUUUCACUGACGGCGGCAGUAAUGGCUAUUUAAUGUUUAUUGCUUUUAUGGUUUGCGCGGUGCUUUUGCAGAUAGUUAGGGGCCUUAGAUUAGCCAUAAAGCACCACCAUCUUUAUUGCAAUAUUUCCUUCUGCAGCA
Gaeumannomyces tritici R3-111a-1 is the source of this 2250-nucleotide messenger RNA. RefSeq lists its product as hypothetical. The transcript is spliced from 2 exons. The record is from RefSeq and is a predicted model, not a curated record. Bases 984 to 1913 code for a protein of 309 amino acids. NCBI's taxonomy places the organism in Eukaryota, Fungi, Ascomycota, Sordariomycetes, Magnaporthales, Magnaporthaceae.